This is a messenger RNA of Aureobasidium melanogenum CBS 110374, 2145 nucleotides long. Its product is annotated as WD40 repeat-like protein. Gene Ontology annotation, molecular function: protein binding. Bases 1 to 2145 code for a protein of 714 amino acids. Gene Ontology annotation, biological process: DNA replication-dependent chromatin assembly; nucleosome assembly. NCBI's taxonomy places the organism in Eukaryota, Fungi, Ascomycota, Dothideomycetes, Dothideales, Saccotheciaceae. Gene Ontology annotation, cellular component: CAF-1 complex; nucleus. The transcript is spliced from 6 exons. The record is from RefSeq and is a predicted model, not a curated record.
AUGAAGGCAGCUCCUCUGCUGGUGUCAUGGCACAACGACAAUACGCCCAUCUACUCUGCUCACUUUGAGCCCCACGGCAAGGGUCGCCUUGCAACCGCCGGAGGCGACAAUAAUGUCAGACUCUGGAAAAUCGAGGGAAGUGGAGAAGACAGAAGCGUGACAUACUUGUCGACCCUCGCCAAACACACCCAAGCCGUCAACGUAGUACGAUGGUGUCCCAAAGGUGAGAUGCUCGCCUCGGCUGGAGAUGACGGAAACAUUCUGCUCUGGGUGCCCGCCGAGAACGCCGCUCUACACGCAACAAAUUUUGGAGAAGACGGGCUGGAAGACAAGGAAACAUGGCGAACCAAGACAAUGUGUCGCUCGACGGGAUCGGAAAUAUAUGAUCUGGCCUGGUCCCCAGACGGCGUCUACUUUAUCACUGGCAGCAUGGACAACGUCGCUCGCAUCUACAACGCCCAGACAGGCUCCGUCAUUCGCCAGGUUGCAGAACACAACCACUACGUCCAGGGCGUUGCCUGGGAUCCCCUAAACGAAUAUAUCGCUACCCAGUCGAGUGACCGCUCCGUCCACGUCUACACGCUCAAAACCAAAGACGGCUCAUGUACCCUGACCAACCACAACAAGAUCAGCAAGAUGGAUAUGCCCGCCCGCCGCGUGAGCCAAAGUAGUCCUGCUCCACCAGACUUCCGAGGUCGUGCAUCCUUUGUCGGCAACGAGUCUCCGGCUCCUAGUGCGCCCGGUACGCCUCUGUCGCUCGCCUUGCCCAUGAAUCCUCCGCAAACCACUCACAGCCGUCGCUCGUCCUUUGGCUCUGUCUCCGUCUCAAACCAGUCUAUGCGUCGCUCGGUCUCGCCCAGUCCGUCAAUGCCUCUACCCGCAGUUAUGCCCUCCGCAUCACCUAGCAUCGGCGGUGGCCUGAACAUGCCCUCUCGCAGCACCGGCAUGUACGCUAACGAGACCUUCACAUCCUUUUUCCGCCGCUUGACAUUCGCUCCCGAUGGUAGUCUGCUCUUCACGCCCGCCGGUCAACACAAGGAAGCACACGGCCCUACAACAGAGCCGAGCAAGGCAGACGACGUGGUCAACAUGACAUAUAUCUACACAAGAGCCGGACUGAACAAGCCACCCGUCGCAAAAUUGCCUGGUCACAAGAAGCCUUCUUUGGCUGUCAAAUGUUCGCCCAUCUUCUACACACUCCGUGCUUCUCCGGUUCCGACAAACGAUAUCACCAUUGACACGCAUAUGGACGAUGAGAUCCCUCUUCUACCAGAGCCUGUCGUACCUUCAAAACCCACUUCUUCCAUGGAGCCGCCACCGAUCGUGCCAUCCCCAGCACCAAGCCAUGCACACCCAGCUCCUAUCCCAUCACCCAGGACCGAGGACGGUUCCACUGCACCCACACCUUUGAGCGGUCCUCCACCAGUCUUUGAUCUCCCAUAUCGCAUAGUUUAUGCUGUUGCUACCCAAGAUUCCGUCCAUGUUUACGAUACCCAGCAAUCUAAGCCGUUGUGUGUCGUCAGCAACUUGCACUAUGCCACCUUCACUGACCUGACUUGGUCGAUCGACGGCAACACACUACUCAUAACAUCAUCCGAUGGGUUCUGCUCCAGCUUAAACUUCCAGCCUGGAGAACUCGGUGUCUCGUAUCAGCAUCCUCCCAUUCCUCGCCAGAUUCCAUCUUCGAUCAACACUGCCGGAUCUCCCUCUCUCGCUGCUGCGUCACCUGCAUCAACACCUAUUGCAGCAAGUAUGCCUCAACUAAUGCGCAAUCCAUCAUCUCAAGGCCAUGGCGCACCAUCUCCAUCCCCAUUCACAAUGCCCGGUAGUCCCGCCAGAAGCUUGUCUACAGCCAGUGUUGCCGGCAGUAUGGCCGCUCCUGAACAAUCAGCCGAUACUCCUGAGAUGAGCAGUGUACCCAGUCUUACAGCCGCCAGCUCUGGUAUUACUAUGCAUGGCGGCAUGCCCAUGUACACGCCUCCACAGACACCCGGGUAUGUGUCCGCGACUCCUGGCGUACCUCCUGCUGGUCCUCCGGCCACCAGCGCUGGAUCUACAUCUAUCAAGCGUGAAAACGAGGGCGGCGAAGACUCAUCCAGGGACAAGAGACGAAGGAUCGCGCCAACACUUAUCUCCGAACAAUAA